UCCCAACCACGAUGCACGUUUUGGUUCUAGCGUGUCUGUUGGCGUUGGUCCCGGCGAGGGCUGAGGAAGAUACAGAGGUCCUGGAGGAUAAGACUCAGGAGAAGAGGAGUCUGGAGUCAUCCUUGUACUCCGCACAGAACGCAGGAUACGACCUUGGGGACACCGGGUACGGCAGCCUCUCUAGCGGUCUUGGAGGAUACCCAAGUAGCUAUGCCGGAGGCUACAACAACUACGGGGGUGGUAUCAUCUCCCAACACGUAGAAGUCACAAAGCCCGUGGCGGUCCCGGUCUACAAGGCUGUAGCAUACCCGGUCCCCCAGCCGGUCCCGGUGGCGGUCCCGCAUCCCGUCCCGAUCCACGUCCCUCAGCCCAUCCCUGUGCACGUCCCGGUCCCGGUCCCGGUGGUGAGGACGGUCCCGGUCACGGUCGAGAAGCCUGUCCCCUACCCUGUGGAAAAGCCGUACCCCGUGACCGUGGAGAGGAAGGUGCCCUACCCUGUACCCAAGCCUUACCCUGUACAUGUCCCUGUGUACAAGGUCAAGCAUAUCUACCACACACCCAAGGUGUACACGACGUACGGACACUACCAUCACCACUAGACGCUAGUCAGUUUCCACUAGUCUGGGACUUCAUUCUAUUCACCUUCAUUUGCCAUCUACUCAUACAUUCAUCAUUUCGUUACCCCACUUUGUUUGUUAACCUUGAUGCCAAAUAAUUGUGUUUUAUAUUGUAAAUAGUGUUUUAUAUUUUUGUAUA
This is a messenger RNA of Macrosteles quadrilineatus (aster leafhopper), 756 nucleotides long. RefSeq lists its product as uncharacterized. The record is from RefSeq and is a predicted model, not a curated record. The coding region runs from base 12 to 599 and encodes 195 amino acids. The transcript is spliced from 4 exons. Lineage: Eukaryota; Metazoa; Arthropoda; Insecta; Hemiptera; Cicadellidae.